CUUUGAUCCCAACACCUCGAUUAGCUUCCCAACGACGAAGCCCUCGGGCUUCCACUACACGCCUUUCUCCUCGGUCCCUGGCCCAACGGUGUCAUUGUUGACCCUUCGAGCAGGCUGGGCGCGUCCGCUUCUCUGCGCCUUUUCAACAACGGCGAAAGGGGCCCGAUCGCUUUGUCUCAGGGAACUCGACAGGCGCACGACAUUACAAAAGUGAUCUCGCAUAGAACCCUCCACAACGACAAUUGAGAGGGCCAGAGAUGGCUGGAGAGACCUCUUAUGUCGCGUUCCCUACCUCUGACAAGAACAUCCACCCCACACCACGGCCGAGACCGACGCACCUGCCGUUCCGCCGCAUUUCCUUCCCCACGAGUCCCAAUCCGCAUCGAGCUUCCAUCGCAAGUGUCGCUUCGUUUGAUUCGACGCCUGAGGAAGGUCAACAGUCGCCUUCGAGCCCCUCAUCACCGGGAAUCUUGCGCAUCGCGCGUCCGCAUCGAAGGUCAAACGUCCGCUCGAUGUCCACCAAUCGAUGGUCCGGAAAGCCGGUGGAUGAGCUUCGGGAAGCGAAACGGAGGAAGGUCAUCCAAGAAUUUCAAGAGACAGAGAGGACCUAUGUCGAUGGAUUGGAGCUCAUAUACUCUCACUUCCUUACUCCCAUAAUUCAGUCCUUGGAGACACCACAGCCUCUGUUACAGCGCGGCGAACUAGCGUCUGUUUUCUCCAACUUCGUGGACAUCUGGAAUCUGCAUCGUGCUUUCUAUGCUGCUUUAUCAGACACACUAUCCGACCGAGACGCGCUCCCGCCGCCACUGUCUCCCGUCCUCCUUGCCCAUUUCCCGUACUUGUCACUCUACAACCCAUUUAUCACUUCUUUCCCGACUACGAUAUCUGCCAUGGUGUCCAUGAUAUCCCCGCCAACGGCGAUCAGUCCUAAUCCGCAGUAUAAUGCAGUCUUCGCCGUGUAUCUGCAGCAGCAAGAGGCUGACCCUCGAUGCGGGAAGCUCAAGCUCCGUGAUUGGUUGCUGACCAUCGUACAGCGAUGCCCGCGUUACUUGCUUCUGCUGAAGGAUCUUAUCUCGUGCACCGAUCCUGACGAUCCGGAGCACGCACAACUGACUGCGGUUCAUAAGUUGGUGUCUAAGAUCACAUUGACGCUGAACACAUCGAUACACACGCACGCGCAGACGCUUGCUCUGCUCGCCCUGCAGCGUGCGACACCGAACCUUCCCUUCCAGUUGAUCAGCCCUGGCCGAACACUCGUCCGGCGCGGUCCCCUCGCCCACGUCGAACGCAGCUCUGCACCCAGAGACCGCGAGUUUCUCUUGUUCUCGGACUGCCUGGUGUGGCUCGAAGCUGAUGAAGGCUGGACGGGUGCCGGAGCAGCUAGCAGCAGUCUGAGCCCAGGUCCAUUCCGGCCGACAAUGGUGCGAACGAGGAGCAAGAGUGACGCGGAGCUACCCGUAAUUCGAUCGGCGGGAGAUCUACUGGCCGCGACCAAGAGCGCGUUGCCGCCUCUUCGCAAAUCGGUUUACAGGCCGCCGAUAGCCAAACGACGUCAUGGAAGCAGUGGUGCUAUGGGCGCUGAAGAGACGAGAUGGGUGUACAAAGGCCGUGCAGAGCUAGUGGAUCUGGAGGUCGUGGUGUCUCCUGUGUCUGGCGGCGAGGGUGAGGAGCGCAGAUUUGAUGUGCUGAGUCCGGAGGGAAGUUUUGUGCUUUAUGCUGAAUGCGAAGAAGAACGUAAUCUCUGGACCGAUGCCAUCAGACAGACCAAGGCGCAGUUGUUUGUCUCGUUGAACGCGACUCAUCCGGAUUCGACGCUCACGUCCUCUGCGUCGACUGCACAUCUGCGCAGGGCAUUGCAGGCUCUGCCGUUUCCACCUUCAGAUGAGCGGCUGGUCGGACGAAGGGACGAUGGCAAAACCAAGAAGGGCAAGAAGAAGCUGGAGCGACGAGAAGGCGUCGAGCACUGGGUCCCGGCCAUCUGGAUUCCUGAUGAGAAGACCGAGGGUUGUAUGAGAUGUGGCCGGCCUUUCGGUUGGCGAAGACGGCGCCACCAUUGUCGGCUUUGCGGACGGUGUGUGUGCUCGACCUGUUCGGAGAGGGUCAGUGAUUUGCCGGCUGCCGUAUUUCUAUUCCCCUCCUCUGAUACCUUAUCAGACCUUCUUCAUUUCGGAUCCGAAUUCCAAGCACGGUUCGAGCAAGCCUGCCCGGGCCUGCAAUGCGUGUUACGAGACGGUCUUCCCUGUUCUUGAGGACUCCGAUGCGGAGGAAGAAGGGCAGCCCAGCAUGCUCAGCGCGAACUCCAACACGAUGUCUUCCCUGUCCAACUUUCCAUCUUGGUUGUCCAUGCCAUCGCUCCCGCUGGCUUCGACGACCGAAGCGCUGAUGGCGAUCGACCGCCGGCAGGGAAUGAAAUACGAGAGGCUAAGGCGUGGCUUCAGUGUGAACGAAGCGCUUGGUUCGGCUGUUCGCUCACCUCCGUCUCGGCCUCGGAGUUAUCACCAGAUACUGGAUGAUCUGACAACUCAGGUCGAAGAGGAGGAAGUUGAUUCCGAGGAUUCGCGUUCGCUCUCUCGGCCGACGACGAUUGUCGAUCUGGGAGACGACGACGUGUUCGACGAAGAAACCCGGCCGAGGAAGGAAGACACUGCGCGGCGUAACAAGCGGUUCUCAAUGCCUGCUGUUGCGUUGCAGACGACGAACGUGACGACCCGGACACAGCUCGUGUCCAUCUCAGACGGGCCCGCGAAGAUGCCGACCCGGUCCAAGCGGUUUUCUUUGGUCCUGGGGACGAGACCGCACGUGCAGCAUGCUGGGUAUGGCAGCCGUGGACAGAGCGAGAUGGUCGGGCGGCAAGUCAUGGCGGCGCAGGACGAGCUGGGUCGUGGUGCGGCGGCGGGGAAGCUGAGUGAGUUGCUUGGUCGACACAACAGGAGUCAGGCUCAGCUGUAAAUAUCCCAUUGGAUGAUCAUGACCAUAGACACUUGAUUUAUACGUAUUAACGACACGCUGUAAUAUUUCCGUUCGUAGCCCGUAGGAUAAUUACCAUUCCGCGAGCUGCGAUUUCGGGGUCAAGUUUGGGGUACGGGGGCUUGAGCAACGAGUGUGGCAGAGAUUUACGGGGACGGGCGCAACUUUUUCAUGUAGUUAUAACAACUCGAUAGAAUGAUGGGAAUGGCGCGUACAUAGGUCUGCUGGUUCUUACCUGCACCCUUGCAUGCACUUGGGUGAUGUCCCGUAUGUCGGUCACGUGCCUCCUCGCGAGCGAAGCGAGCAAUCAUCGGCUUUAGGGCAUCCGCUCAGCACUAAACAAGUACAAAUCCCUCGCACGUAGCUGAUGGGACGAGCUGAACGCUCUCAAACUCAUUCAGUUUUCCAUAUUUCUCUCUGAGACUUUGCAAACAAGUUUCAAUAAUAUGCAUCCUAAAGAACCUCAAGUCUCAUCCAAAAAAAAUAAAGAAUUGAGUCCAGUCAGACUGUGC
Mycena citricolor is the source of this 3479-nucleotide messenger RNA. The record is from the annotation of a GenBank genome assembly. Lineage: Eukaryota; Fungi; Basidiomycota; Agaricomycetes; Agaricales; Mycenaceae.